GCAGUAAUUAAAAAUACAAUAACCCUACAAGUUGUCGGCCAAGACAGAUGCCAAAAUAUAUAUUGAGACAGCCGUGUCUUGUUGACCAAAAGGCAUUGAUAAGUUUUAUAUGGGAAAACAACAUGCGAUAAAACCUAUAAAAUUUCUUCAGGUUAAAUGAGUAAAGAGGACGGGAAUAACGAAGAAUUCAGUGCCCCUUCGACGGAAUGGAUGGAAGCUGGAAAAAGAUAAACGUCAGCUUGAACAAAAACACUGAAAAUGGGACAUCAACUGAUAUGCUGGUCAUAACAGGCUACCAUGUUUUUAUUGGGAUUGUAUUUGUACUAAUAUCCCUGAUAGGAAUCAUUGGCAAUUCCUUGGUGCUUGUCGUCGUCAAAAAGAAGACAGCUAUGAGAACGACUACGAAUUUUCUUCUUGCAAAUCUAGCGACGGCUGACCUUGUGUCGUUGCUUGGGCUUCUCCCAAAGGUAUUUCAUUCGUUUGUCAAUCACAGAGAUCCGGAUCGAGUUGUUCAGUACAUUUGUAUGUUUUUGACGGCAGGGAAUUUAAGUGUCAUUGCUCUUGGUGUGUCAAUCAUCACUCUUGCUAUUCUAGCAUUUGAACGUUAUAUGGCUUUGUUAAAACCAAUGAGAGAGAAAUGGCGCUUGAAUAAGGAGAAUGUGAAGUACGCCAUCAUAGGUUCAUGGAUGCUGUCGAUAGGAAUAACAUUUCCUUAUUUCCUCCGGACCACCUACAGCCAAACCCACAAAGGCUGUGUACACAUUUGGGCCAGUCAUACUGAACAACUGAUCUACCUAACUACCAUUUUUAUUUUCGUGUUCAUUAUGCCGUACUUGAUGAUCAUUUUUGGUUAUUUCUCGAUAAUCAAAGGGAUCUACUUCAGCAAUCAAAUAUGCCCAAUGGAUACUGGGAACACUGAAGCUGAUGCGCGCUCAAAGAAACGCGUAGUCGAAGUGCUUCUGAUUGUGACUUUAUCAUUUUCCACCUGUGUUGGUACCUUUGCUUUGGUCAAUAUGCUCAAAGAACUCGGGAUCGUAGAUGGGAAUAGUGUUGUAUUUCACUUGGCCAGUGCUCUUCUCUUUGCAAAUUCCAGUAUCAACCCUAUCAUCUAUGCUUUCCGCAGCUCCAAUUAUAAAACAGCCUUCAGAGAAAUCAUAAAAGGAAGUAUUUCUGUGCAGGCGUAGAAUUAUAAGAUGAUCCCAUACAAUAUUUAUCCUAUCUAGCUCGUGUACAGUACGAUUUCAUUUAUGAUUACCGGUCUUAACCAGAGAUUGAGUCGGUCGGGCUGCGUGCACUGCGUGCUGGGCAGAGACUGUUUUACCAUACAACUAAAUGUAAACCGCUAUCUAAUUUAGCUAAUUAUCUUAUUUAAUUAAUAAAAACUGUAAUGAUAAAUUUGCAAUUCAACUGUACGAAUAAUACAAAAUAACCCAACCUAAUACAGGACGAAUUUCUUGAUGUCUUAGCAAUAUAUGCUUAAAUAUCAGUGCAUAUAAAACAAUUAAAUUUAGUGGAUAUACUCGCCUGUCGACAUUCUGGAAAUCUACCUUUCGAAGUGGCAUGUAAAGUGCUUUAGAAAAGCCCGGAAGGGUGUCUCAAUUCUUUCAAAUGCGCUUCUUAUUGAAGAACUAGGGAUAUUGCAUUAUUCAAGCUCAAAGUAAGCCCCAUUGUAAAUAACUGUACAUGAUUAAACAGCGAAUUGGUUAAUCA
Actinia tenebrosa (Australian red waratah sea anemone) is the source of this 1710-nucleotide messenger RNA. RefSeq names its product allatostatin-A receptor-like. NCBI's taxonomy places the organism in Eukaryota, Metazoa, Cnidaria, Anthozoa, Actiniaria, Actiniidae. The record is from RefSeq and is a predicted model, not a curated record. Gene Ontology annotation, biological process: G protein-coupled receptor signaling pathway. Gene Ontology annotation, molecular function: neuropeptide Y receptor activity. Gene Ontology annotation, cellular component: plasma membrane.